UCGAGUUCGUGAGUAAAGAACCAAGCACCAAACACGUGUAGAAGAUAUUUUAAUUUUUGAUUGGAAUUCUUUGCGCAUAUUUGAAUGUAAAUAUGGGUAAAUUUCGUUCGAAACUGAAGCGUCAUGGCAAAGGCAAGACCUGGAGCAAGGGCCAAGCUGCAUCUUCGAAUCCCGAGCAGAUGAAGCAUCGUCUAAAGGCGAAAUCUCGUUUCUUUCAGCCAAAUUUGAAUCUUGCUGCUGCUGCGGCCACGCCCAAUGCGUUGACCAUGGAGGCGGUGCACAAACAUGAACAACGUCAGGCCUACAAUGCAGAGACAACAACAGUAAACGAAGUGGCCGGCAGCCUGAUGAGCUUCACCCUGGACGAUGAUCAGGAUGAUGCCACUCGUACCGGCACUGGCACCUACAAGACUUUCAAAACCUUUGCCUCCAAUUACAGUAGUUGCUCCAAUAUGAGUUUUAAGAAACUCUUAACUGGUUUUCGUGCCUCCUCCGAUCUGCAUAAGGAAAUGUUGGCCAUUUUGAGUGCUCUAACUGAAAUUAUCCAUGAGAACGGUGGCACUGAAUCGUCAACGGAAUAUUUCUUGCUACUAAUGGAACAGAUUGAGGCUGCCCAAGAAGAGCGUGAUAUUAUAGCCGGUGUGGCAUUGCUAUCCAUGGGCAUUAAGUCUGUGCCGGCGGCUGUUUUAAGGAAACGUUUCGGUCAAACAUCAACCACACUUCAGAGCCUCUUGCAGCGAUUUAUGGAGUCCAGCAAUCAGUCGGUCAUACGAUAUCUAAUUGGUUGUCUUUCGGUGUUGUUGCGUGCCCAGGAUUAUGCUACAUGGACAUAUAGUUCAACAUUUCAAUAUUUUGAUGCUUUACUGUCGUUUUCAAUACACUCGAAGCCAAAGAUACGUAAGGCAGCCCAGCAUGCAGUCGUCUCCAUAAUCCAUGGCAGCUGCUUCAUGUUGCCACCACCGCCAGCAGCAGAAGGAGAAGAUAAGGAGGAAAAGGAACAAAAGUCGCCAGUGAACCAUCAUCCGGCCAGUAGUCGAGUAACCAAAUUCUGUUUGGCUCAAUUUAAACCCGAAAUGCUGGCAAAUUCUCAAACAACAGUUCUUCAUACGCUGGCCCUGCUCAAGGACACGAUGAGUGGCUUCCGCACUGAGGAUAUACGCAGCGUGUGCGAGCAUCUACUAUCCAUAAUGACGGCGUCGAAUGUCCUGGUACGCACCAAUUGCUUUCAAGCCCUGCACACCCUAUUCCUUACCCGCACUUCCAACUUGAAUGCCACAUUGUGUGCCAAAUUGUUGGCCGCCAUUCACGAGUAUCGCCCCGAUCGCAGUGAUGUGCGUCAGACCCUGGCCUGGAUUACCGUGCUCAAGGAGGGCCAUCUUCAUUUGGCCACACUUCAAUUGGAUCUAUGCAUGCAAGCUCUGCCCCGCCUCAUAGAGAUCUGCACUACCGAUCUUUGGCUGUCCGAGCGGACCGAACUUGUGGUGGGUGUUUCCAAUUGCAUUAAGGAAUUGCUGCAAGAUUGUGUGGCCCGUGCCUGUUCGACUAGUGAGUCGGCCCAACAGAAUCGUCAGCCCGUCUCAAGGAUUAUAGCCGCCAUCCAUAAGGUGCUCAACUCUCCCUUUGGCGAGAUAUCCAAAUAUGUCAUCUUGAUAUUCUCCAUUGUGUUUGAGGCCUGCGGCCAGCACUUUGGAACUGAGCUGACUCCAUCUCUACUGACAAUCGCAAAGCGUUACGAUAGCCAAAGUGCACUUCGUUUGCAGAUUGAGCACACAUUAAUAAGUGCCAUUAAAUCGCUUGGUCCUGAAUUGGUUCUCACGGCGAUUCCUUUGAAUGGCGGCAUCAGCGGAGGAAACAUUCUAUUGGAACGAUCAUGGCUUCUGCCAUUGCUGCGCGAGGGUGCCAAAGGAGCCAGUUUGCAAUUCUUUAAGGAGCACAUUGUCCCCCUUGCCAUUCAGUGUCAGGCCAAAUGGAGGGAAUAUGCCGAUGCCAAGAAUACGGCAUCUGCUCACAUCUACGAGCUGCUCGCCUGUCAGCUAUGGGGUCUAUUUCCAGGCUUCUGUCGCCAGCCAAGAGAUCCCGAAUAUCUGCGUCAACUGGCACCCACAUUGGGUGUUGCCCUGGAGAAGAAUCCCGAAUUUCGGCCACCCAUCUAUGAUGGUUUAGUCGAGUUACUCGACGAAAACCAAUCAGCCGAGAGUCUGGCAGUUAUUGGCCAAUAUGCCAAGAACUUUUUGCCCCGCCUCUUCAAUAUCUAUACGCAGAAACCAAGCGGUAGCUAUGAGGCGGAUCAAAGGAAACGGGUUCUCGAGGUGAUACGGUUGUAUGUGGCCCGUACUCCCCCCGAAGUGCAAGCCCAGCUCUUCGAGAAUGCCCAGGAACAGUUGGCCGCCAGUGCAGCGGCUAGUUUCGAGUAUGAUGCUCUCUUCGACAUAAACGCGGCCAUUGUCCGUGUCCAGAAAUGCCGCGGCAUUGAGCACUAUUUCGAGAAGCAUAUGGCUCCCGUUCUGCGCAAUGAUAAGUCGAAACUGGUGUCCAAGGACGAGCAAAAACUAAAGAAGCAGCAACGCAAAACAUACGAACUUCUACGCGAACUGAUGACUUCGGAGCUGGCAUCAUGUCAGAAAUUCACGAGAAAGAAUUGCAAUGCCUUGCAAAAGUUACUCCUGGAGGCAUUUACCACCAGUUGCACUGUCUGCCAAGCUUCCCGUUUAUAUUGUCUGAAAUCUCUAUUGGAAUGCCGCAGCAAUUUAACCCACAAUGAUCAGCUUGUAAUGAAGGCCAUACCCGAGGGUGUGCUUAACUACAAGGAGUUCUCCACUCGCAAGGAGCCCAUUGCCGAACAACUUAUCAAGUUUAUAGCCAACUUGUAUCAGGAGGCGGGGAAAAUAAAUGAUUUUGUUGAUAUUCUAACUGCUGGCUUUACUGGCGAUGAAUCCCUGAUAACGAAUACAAUAUUGGCUUAUCGUGCGGUCCUCCAGCAGCAGGGACAAUACCUAACUGUGGCCACUUUGGAGUUUUUAAUGCAACAGAUUACCGUGUUCCUGGUGCAAAAGUCCAGAAAUCAAGCAGAGGCCGCUGUCGCAUUUCUGAUCACAUUUAUCAAGGUGUUGCCCAUUCCAUUGGUGGCCAAUCAUCUGGAGACAAUUAUGCGUUCCCUUUCGGCCAUGACCAAAGACACUAAACGCUAUUGUCGCAUUCAAAUUGGUUACUUCCUUAAGAAGCUUUGCAAACGUUUCACCACAGAGGAGUUGGCUCGCUAUGUACCUGGCGACGAUGAGGUGACCCACCGUCGUCUCAAGAAGAUCAGGAAACAAAUGCGACGCGAUACGCGCAAGAAGCAGAGCGAAGAUGCCGCUGCCGCCGCCGCUGGUGACAGUUCCGAUGAGGAAGGAGGUGCAAACGGUCUGGAGCAGAAGAGCUAUACCAUUGAUGACAUUUUGGCCGAUUCGGAUUCGGAUCUGCCCGAAGAUAUGGAUGCCGACGAUCAAGGGGAGAAUGGUGGUGCAGCAGCAGCCAACAGCAAACGUCGUUCCAAGGCCAAACAACGUAGCACAUACAUACGCGAGGAAGCCGAUGAAAUAGUCGAUUUGGCCGAUCUCAAAUCCAUUGGCAAUGUGCUGACGAGCGGUUCAUCUGCGGUGGCCAGUAGCAAAAUUUCAAAAUCAUCGAAACCUCAAGUACCUGACGGUGGAUUCAAGACGGCUGAGGAUGGUCGACUCAUUAUUAGUGACAAGGCUUUACGUGGCCAGGCAACGGCCAUGGAUGACGAUGAUUCGGAUGGCGAAUCAUCUGAUUCUGCGGAUAGUGGCAAUGAGCCAGAUGCCAAGACGAAACGUGGCAUGGAAGAUGACUCCAGCGAUGAGGAGGAAUUGAAGCAACAGGCGGCGACAGGUGCUAAACGGAAACGCAAGGCAACGGAUGCACUAAGCAUGCGUUCGGGCAAGACGAACACCUCACGAUACACAGCUGGUGGCAAGGGUAUACAUCGUCAGCUGGGAUCUACUGCCAAUGGGGGUGAUAAUGUAUCCAUGAAAUCGGGUCAUGGUGGUAAACAGCAGCGGCCAGCGGGCAGUGAAUAUGGCAGCAAGAAGGCUAAAGGUGAUAUGAAACAACGUGGCAAAUUGGAUCCGUAUGCAUAUAUUCCACUGACGAGGAAUACACUCAAUAAACGGAAACGUGCCUUGAAUUCACGUAAAUUCAAGAACAUGCUGCAUCAAGCUGGUGGAGGAGGAGGCGGAGGCGAAGCAUCUAGUGGCCGCGUGGGCAAGAGCUAUAAGUAGACUCACCUUAGCUACUUAAUUAUAUAUACACAUAAUAUGACUACAAAAAAGAUCAUAAAGAUAAACCCGUGAUGUUAUGAUGAA
This is a messenger RNA of Drosophila willistoni, 4364 nucleotides long. Its product is annotated as RRP12-like protein. The transcript is spliced from 10 exons. Lineage: Eukaryota; Metazoa; Arthropoda; Insecta; Diptera; Drosophilidae. Bases 93 to 4280 code for a protein of 1395 amino acids. The record is from RefSeq and is a predicted model, not a curated record.